CCCUGGAACCACCAGUUGGAGAUACCAGAAGGCUGUGCAGUGAAGGAUUGUGGCUGUUGUGAAGUAAACAUGGAACAGUUGACAUGGUCUGCAGUGCUGCUCCUACUGGCUCUCUCAGUCAGAGAGACAUUGACACAGAGAAUCAUCGGAGGACAAGAAGUCGAACGGUACUCUAUCAAGUACCAGGCAUCUAUACAGUAUAACAGGAACCACUACUGUGGAGCCACCCUCAUUCGGCCCCAGUGGGUGGUGUCUGCUGCCCACUGCUGGAGACCGGCCCAGCUGAUCCAGGUGGUUUUGAGUGAGCACAGUCUGGUCGAGGAAGAAGGCUUCGAGCAAGUGUUCAACAUCUCCAAGAUCUUGGUCCACUAUAGCUACAACUACAAGACUUUCAACAACGACAUCAUGCUCAUCAAGCUCAGUGAGCCAGCCAAGCUCAAUGCCUACGUUCAGCCUGCCCCACUGCCAGAAGACGACACCCCUGCUCUCCCAGGGUACACCACCUGUAAGGUGAGCGGCUGGGGCGUCACGCAUAUCUACAGCUACUUCCUGUCCCCUGUGCUGCGUGCUGUGGAUGUGCAGACCAUUCCUUACUGCCACCACUACUACUACUGGAGGAUCACAGACAACAUGAUGUGCGCUGGGUCUCGCUUUGGUGGCAAGGACUCCUGUCAGGGCGACUCGGGCGGACCCCUUAUCUGCAAUGGAAACUUGGAAGGCAUCGUCUCAUGGGGAAUCAGCUGUGCCAACCCUUACUUCCCAGGAGUCUACACUCAAGUCAGAAUGUAUGUCAGAUGGAUCGACUGGAUCAUCAACAGUGACAACCCCAACAACUGAAUCAAGACCAAUGUCCAGGAAGGGUAGCGCACCCAGGGAAGAGAACAGUUCCACAAUGAAUUGAAUAGAAGGAUAUAAAUCACCAUGAGGUAAAAUAAAAUACUACACUAUUCCACUCCUGCUUGUCACAGUUUUAAACCAUAUGAACAAGAGCAGUGGCUGUGGCAUCACAUUAGCUGUGAGUAGAGGGCCAAUAUAGAAGCAAUAUUAGGGGAAGUAGCACAGAGAUCCUACAGUAUGUCAUUCUGUGUGGAAGAGCAAUAAACCACAAUUUUCUCAUAAAUUUAGUUAGCUUUGGACACUGACUAAAUGAUGUCUUUACAGAUAUCAGAUUUAAGCAUUGAGGUUCUGAGGUUGUAAGAAUCUGUAAGAAUCUGAUGAUUAUUAACCUUGAUUAUUAACCUUUAACCUUGUAUUAAACCAUGAUUGACAGUUCAACAGUUCAACUUUGUUAUUCUGUUGUGAAGAGAGAAAAAAUGCUAUAUAAACUGUUAAGACUCUUGCUUGAAAUGUACUGAUUUAUGUUACCAUACUAGAACGCAUUAAUUACUUUACAUGUAUAAGGUAUGUAUAUUUUGGGGUCAAUGUUUCUGAGGAGAGAGGUGAAAGGCAAUUGUUAGUCUCUGAUAAGGCAGGACAGCUGUGGAACUAAGGAGGAGUGAGGAAUGCGUCUCGAGGUCAAAUCAACAGAUGAAGUGAGAAGAAACCUAUGGGGGGGGGGCCAGAGUGGCCCACCACAAUGUCUUUCCUACUGUAGUACUUUUAAAAUGUAUUUUCCCUUUAUUUAACUAGGCAAGUCAGUUAAGAACAAAUUCUUAUUUACAAUGAUGGCCUACCGAGGAACAGUGGGUUAACUGCCUUGUUCAAGGGCAGAACUACAGAUUUUUACCUUGUCAGCUCGGGGAUUCAAUCCAGCAACCUUUCGGUUACUGGUCCAAUGCUCUAACAACUAGGCUACCUGCCGCCCCAGGUAGAAUAAGGUUUUAAAAAAUAUAUAUAUAUGUGCUUGUGUAAUCAUGCCUUGUCUUUACAGCUGUAUGACUCAGUGGGUGAAUAAACUUGGUAUGAGCUUUA
Messenger RNA from Salmo salar (Atlantic salmon), 1911 nucleotides. Its product is annotated as trypsin I-P1. The record is from RefSeq and is a predicted model, not a curated record. Gene Ontology annotation, molecular function: serine-type endopeptidase activity. Lineage: Eukaryota; Metazoa; Chordata; Actinopteri; Salmoniformes; Salmonidae. Gene Ontology annotation, biological process: proteolysis.